GUACUGUGGAUCGCCGUGCAUUGCCACAGGCCCAUCCAGAGUAGAUAUCUCACUGCCCUGUGACUGUUCUCUUCCUUCUGUCAUCCGCUCGCUCGCCUUUGGCCUCAGGCUGCCAGCCGCCGCCCAGGAUGAGCGCCAACAUCACUGACACGCCUACGAUCGUCCCAGACGAUAGUGCUAAGCAGGUCCAUGCACUGACCGUUUCGACCGAAGCUUUGGCCAUCGUCCUCGGAGUUGUUGGCUGCGUUGGCGCCUUCUGUAUCCUCUUUGCAGUCAUGCACCGGUUGUCCCAGCGCGACUUCGAAGCAGGAGAUAUCGAUGUCCCUGACUUGGUUCCUCGACGACGCACUGGCGCAGGCGACGAUGCCGGGUCGCAGUCAGCUCAAUCUCGGGGCAUCGCGACAUCUAUACUCGCAACCUUUCCUACUUUCGUCUGGCGUGCGCCUCAAAGCACUGCACCCCGCGAGAUCGAGGAUCAAGUUGGAGACACAGAAGCAGUCGAGAUGAGCAAUGCCAUCGUCAAGACCGACGAUGACACAGGUAUUGCCGCUCGUCGAGCUGCUUCCGUUGACUUCAUGACAGCACGUCGCCACCCCUUGACCGCUCAUCGAGCUCGGAGCUUUCCUACGCCCCUGUGUACAUCUGGGGUUGGUCACGACGAGGGCAGCAAUCGUUCUAAUAGCUGUGGAGGUUCGCCUCAUCGCCUGAAGCGCAAAACGGCAGCUUCUCUCGAGUCUAUUCAGUCUACGCUCGCCUCUCAGACGACUUGCCCCAUCUGCACCGACGACUUUGGUGACGGCGAGAUCCUUCGUCAUCUACCCUGCACGGGGAACCAUCUUUAUCACGCGACCUGCAUUGAUGAAUGGCUCUCGCAGCAUCGCAGCUGCCCGCUCUGCCGACAGGACCUCCAGCCUGAGAACAAUGACGCCCAAGACGAGCUCGAUCAGCCUGCGGCCAGCACCAGUGCGUCUCAGCAGUCGGGUCUCAUCGCAACUCAAGCACAAGCAUCGACCCAGAGCAGCGACUUGGUCGGCGUCAGCGGGUCGCUGCAGCUACCCUCGCGCUCCACAGCUGGCAGUAGGCCUUCCACCUCGACCUCGUGGAGGCGUCUGAUCCUCAGCCAGAGGUUUGAGGAGUACCAAGCCCGCAAGAGAGCCCGGCGCCAGCAGCUGCUUGAGGCCAGGGACACAGGCAAUGGCAUUGAGCAGGUACCGAGCGCACUGACGACUGCGGCCGUCCCUCACGCCACGUACAUCGUCGAGUCUUCCGGACAGCGUGCCACAACAGACAGCAACACCUCUCAUCCAAACCGUCGUCUCCGCCUCCUACGACGUCUUCGAAACGAGUCACUGCCUAUUCGCCCGCGACGCCCUCUUACGGCCUUGGGCACAGACCAGAAUUCUCGUCACCCACGUCCCCGCCCCGGCACCUCCCCUUCCACUGCCAGCCGUGACUACGCGCCUCGCAUCCCCCUCUCCGAGUCAGGCUUUGGUGCCGUUGAUGAGUAUGGGGGAAUUCGGUUCAUGCCCUUCAUCUAGUCACGAUACGUGAGGGCGGUGGGAAGAGUGAAACGAGCGAGCAAUCAGCAUGCCCCUUCCCUGUGUU
Molecule: messenger RNA, 1605 nt
Organism: Jaminaea rosea
Lineage: Eukaryota; Fungi; Basidiomycota; Exobasidiomycetes; Microstromatales
Exons: 5
Coding region: 129-1538 (469 amino acids)
Source: RefSeq, a predicted model, not a curated record